This is a messenger RNA of Lymnaea stagnalis (great pond snail), 7194 nucleotides long. The record is from the annotation of a GenBank genome assembly. Lineage: Eukaryota; Metazoa; Mollusca; Gastropoda; Lymnaeidae.
GGACGAAAUAUUGCAUUGAAACAAAAUGCAAGCCAGUCCAGCACGUAUAACUCCGACUCAUCUAGAGCAAGCAAUGCAGUGGAUGGUAACACAAGUGGUGACUUUAAGGAUAAUAGUUGUACACACACGGCUGAGGGUGACCGAACCCCACUAUGGAAUCUGACUUUCUCCAGACCACAGUUUAUUCAACGAUAUAUUCUUUAUAACAGUAAGUAUUUGUUAAAAUGUACAAAUUGUUAUCUUGCGACACGCUCACUGUAAUUUUUUACGGAAAAACGUAUGUCAUUGUGGACAAUUCAAACUAUUCUUACUUAGUAUGUUGCGAGAAAAUAAAAUGUCUAUAGUAUGUCACAUCCAAAUUGGUGCAACAUUUUAUAAUGAUCGUAUUCUGUUCUUACCAAAGAUAUACUUGAAAAUAAAAAAUAAUACACACAGUCAGUUAUCAAUUUGGUUAAGUGUAAAGGACUAAUAUUAACGCUAAACAACUAUUCUCCACUUUUCACAGACAUAAUUAUAGGUUACAUACUAAGAGUUAAAAUUUCUCUUGCUAUCGGACACUGUUAAAGCUUAGAGAGUUAUGCCGGGGAAGACAUGCAUUAAUCAGAUUUAAGUUGUGCUUGUGUUCCUUAAUUUUAUUUUCAUGCUCCCUUAAAUCAGCUGAUCAACUCCCACACUACUCUCCUACCAAACAACAAAUCAUUGCACACAAUACCCCCACACUACUCUCCUACCAAACAACAAAUCAUUGCACACAAUACCCCCACACUACUCUCCUACCAAACAACAAAUCAUUGCACACAAUGAUAUACCCGUAAUCUCUUUUUUUUCUUCCAUUCUGCCCAUCCCUGCACUAACACAUUCAACACAUUCACACUCUCAAUACAUAUCUCCCAUUCCGCCUAAACCGUACCAACUUACCUUGUUAUGGCCCAGACAUACAUCCUAUCAUACCAACUCCUAAAUCGACGUCCCGCUCCUCACUUAUUCAAAGCAACAUAUUAUUUACACCCAACAUUUCUCUAACAUCACUUCAGUAUUUUCAUUUCACUCCAUCAUUCUUCUGAAAUCUUGAACAUCCUCCCACUUCUCCUUAUCCCCAACCUUCUUACUUAUUCAAAGCAACAUAUUAUUUACACCCAACAUUUCUCUAACAUCACUUCAGUAUUUUCAUUUCACUCCAUCAUUCUUCUGAAAUCUUGAACAUCCUCCCACUUCUCCUUAUCCCCAACCUUCUACAUCAUUCUCACACAUACAUGGCUGGAAUGAACAGUGAUUAUUUAAUGAAUUUUAUUGUUUUUUUAAAAAUUCUUUACAGAAUAGCAUCCAAAGAAAUGAUAUAUACAAAGCAAAAAUAUUUUUAACAUAAAUGAAGUUAAAAAUAACAUGAAAAGUUUAUAUGUAUUUAUUGUUCAUUGAAAUACAAGAAGAACGGUAAACGGUAUUUUAUAAAAGAAUUUUUGUCUGUUCGAAACACACAAUUUUCUUUUAAAACCAUCCCUGGUAUCAGGAUUCCAGUAAGACAUUAAUGUUGCUUUUUGUUAAUUGUUCAAUACAUAUAUCAUGCAAACAGAUUCAUAUGCCAUUUGUGGGUGUUCAAUAGAUAGAAAGUUUGCUCCCCCUUCCCCCUAAAUACUCGAAUUAAAAAAUGUUAUCCAAAAGUCUACCAUGUAAAGGUAUUAAGAUGGGGAAUUUAGUCACGUAAUUUAAUUGUAUUCGUUUUAAUAUUUAUUGAAAUGACUGUCAACGUCCAAAUGCAGUUAAUCAUUUUAGAAACAUUUUCAAAUGGUAGAUUAAAUUUAAAUUCAGUCUAAAGAAUGUUGUGCAUAUACAUAAUGUUAUUGAAAUCCUAACCCUCUUAACACAUAUUAUAAGCAUGUCAUUAAUUCGAAUUUAUUGCUAAGUAAUCAUUGGACCAUUCCUAUGUCAACAAUCACUUUCAAACAUUUCAAAAGGUACAAAUAGAUGGUUACCGUUUACAAAAUGUUUGAUGUUUAGUUAACAGAAAUGAGAUAAUUCAUCGUUGGGUAAGAGGGUAUUGCAANGGGGGGGGGGGGGGGGGGAGUUUGGGAGAAAGAAAUUAAAGGAAAAAUGGUCAGCAAAAAGUUGGAAAGUCGCUCUGCAUGUGUGUUUUGAAUUCUAAACACAGGUCAUCAAAUUCUUCCUGUAGCUUUGCAAUGGCAUCAGUAUACUCACUACUGAAUGGUGUGCCAGAAUCCAUGAGUACUUUUCAAUUUGGUAAGUGGCAGAGGUUUUUCAAAGAACAAUAACACAAGUGUGUGCAGACUGCAGCGACAUUGACAUAGGCAGCACUGAAAAGCUACCUCUGAUCUUGUAACUCCUUGUUGAGUACAAAGAGAUCCUGUUUAAUGUCAUCAAGAAAAGCCAUGUCCAUGAGCCAUUUGGUAUCACGUAGUACAAGAACAACCACCCCAUCCUCCUUGAAGGCUUUGAAGGCUAAAACGUGUUCAAACAGUUGGCAGGAGCAGGCACUAUUUAUGAAAUAUUGAUGCGAAGAAAGAUGCUAUUGUAGGGAGAAUAAAUUUUGAUUUUUUUAUCGUAGAAAAGGCCUUUUUGACUAAAACCUACUUUCAAUGGCACCAAGCUGACAUGCUCGGUAUUUUCCUAACUCGUUAACACUGGGGGCAAUUUUAAUAGGGAUAUUUGAUACUGUGUCAGAUUUCUACAAUUUACACAAUUGUGGUUGUGCUUUACCAACUAACUGACUUUUUAAAUUUUUAUGAAAACCGUAUUUUGGCCAGGCUUGUCUCAUAAAAUGCUAUAAAAUAAAAACUUUUAGUCAGGUUUCAAAACGGUUUUUACCAUUAUAAUAAAAAGUCCAAAUCUAUUCAAACAUGAUGAAAAUAAGAAUAAGACUAGUCGAUGAGAUUCGACCGAAACUUUCGCGGAGGGUCACAUUAUAGAUAUGAGAAUAGGAACAACUCGCGGGCCGCAUUACACUAAACUUUGAUGUCAUGUAGCUGGCCGCAAAAUAUCGUCUUGUGGGCGGCAAAUGGCCCGCGGGCCGCGAUUUUGAAACCCCUCUAUGGGUUUUAAUUGUUAAGGUCAAUUUACAUAUACGAAUACUUUUAUCAAUAUUUAAAUUUAAGUUGCAUAGUUGUUUGUGACAUGUGCAUAUUUGGUAUUUACUGGAUAUUUUUUCACAAAAAGAAAUGUAUUAACAACGUGAUAAUGAAUCGUAGUUUAAAGGAAUUUUGAAACCAAAAUUGAGAAUUUAAAAACAAAAUGUAUUGGGUUUUUAUUGAUUUGUAUUUUUAGAUUUAAAAAAUAUUACAUGAACCGAUUUAUUAUUUGAAGAACGUGAAUCAGGCUGCGUUGGGUGCGGACCGCAACGGUUGACACCAUUUUAGGGGUGACACCCACUUGAAAAAUUGCAUAUUUACAGAGCACCACUGCUUGGUCUAACGGAGAUUUACAAAAGGAUAACCCAUCACAUAUACAUUUUUCACUAAUGUAACAAAUUCAAAUGCUUGCUUUAUUUAAAGUUCAAGGUUGAUGCGUCAGAAAUGAGAUGACCCUAUGUUUAUGUCAGAAAAACACUGUUAUUAUUCAAUUUAUAAAAUAGGACUUUCCAUUGAUACCCAAUAAGUUGUGGUCGGGCGAUUCCAAGUAUAAGAAUCGGUAAAAAUUAAAAACAAUAAAAAUGAACUUUUACCCCUUUAUAGCGUUAAAUAUAUAUAAUUUAACAUUUUUCAAUCUUUAAAUGAUGAAUAUUUAUUUAAAUUUAAAUGAAGACAAGUGUUUUGAUAACAUAUAAUAGCAUAUAUCAAAACCUCGAAAAAUUCAAAAAAUUAUAUUUUUGCCGAUUCGCCCUUUAACAUUUGAGCACGAUUGUCAUAUUUCGACUACUGGGUUUUACCUGUCACCUUUCUGCCUUGUAUUUUAGACAGUGCUAUAACUUUUGUUUUUCAGCUGCUGACAGUAAUUAUAAUUUCUUUUCUUGAACAUGACACAAUUAAAUCAUUUUUAUUGUUCACAAUUAUUAUGUCAUGCCACACGGCAUGCACAAAUCUAAACAGCCAAGUGGCUGUCAGUAGUGAAAAGAAAAAAAUAAAAUACUCGACUUACUAAAAAUCAAGACAAGAAUACAUGCUUCGAUAUCAAGAAACCAAAUGAUGACAAGGGUCAGGGUUCAUCAAAAGACUUUCCUCAGCAUACCAUUGAUACUGAUACUAAUUCUCCUGAUAACAGCAGGAUGCAUUCUUUUCAGAAAAUGAUUGAGAAAAUGGAAGAGAUUGACGUGAAAACACAAGUAAAAGACAUGAGUGGUUUGGAAACAGAAAUGUCUGAUGAUAAUGCUGAUUCAAAACAAGAUGCUGUAAAUGUAAUGGCUAUUGACAAAAACUUGCACAUUUGAUCAGAUGCUUCUCUCUGGAAUGUACUAGUUCCAGAACAGUGUCGGUCUGAAAUUUUUAAAAUCGGGAGAACCUCGCUUCAGAACAUGGAGGGACUAUUCAGCGUAGUUACAAGGCAAAAUGUGAAAAUAAUUGAGGUGUUCUCCAACUACCCAAACAAUGAAUCUACCGAAUGAUGCAAAAUUGCGGGGAAAUACUACGGACGUGGAUGGUUUAUUCACUCGUCAGUCAAAAAUUGUAUUGUUUUUCUCCCUAUUGUUUGAUCUUAAUGUUACAGAAAAAGCAUCCAAAUUUGUUACUGGCUUUGAGAAGUGGUGGAGGCUGAGCCCAAAAAAACAAAAUCAUGAAGCAUCAAAUAGCACCUAGUUUGCCUUGAAAAGUGGAAGCAUUGGCAACAGAACUUAGGAUACAAACAAAAACAAUUGCUACCGAAAAUAUUGCUGUGAUGGACAGGGAGAAGAAAAUGUGGAGAGAUGUCCUGCACAGGUUGUUGAAUAUCACAUUUUUUCUUCCAAAUGAAAAUCUGGCAUUUUUUGGCCACAACGAAGAUGAAUCUUCAAUGAAUUUUUCUUGAAAUGUUUGAGAUGCUAUCUAAAUUUGAUCCAGUGCUGAAAGAACCCUAAGACUCAAGAGAAGUAAAUCUACAGAAAAAGAAUCCGCUUCUUACCUUCCACUAGAAACCUCAAAAAUAUUAAAAAUAUCCUUGCAAAUCAUGUGAAGGAGAUUAUUAUCAUGGAUAUAAAUGCUGCGAGGUAUUUUGAAUUAUGUUAGAAAUUACACCUGAUAUAUCACACAGUGACCAGAUGUCUGAAAAGAUCAGAUAUGUGAAAAUCCACAAUGGGAAAGCUGAAGUAAGAGAAAUGUUUUUCGCAUUUACCAGUUAAGAUGGAAACAAUCUGAUGACCUCAGUUCUCUCAUUCUUAUAAACUUUAAAAAAUAAUGUUCUGAGCUAAAGGUUACGAUAAUGCUGCCACACUGUCUGGAAUCUAUGGAGUUUUCCAGGCCUUUCAGAAAAGAAAUAAGAAGAAAGCCAUUUUUAAUGAAUUUUUGUACCUUAACUUAACGUGUGUGGUCCACAUUCUUUUGCAGAAAAAGUUUCCUUUAUUACAUUUCUCGGUACACUUGAAAGAAUAUUUUCUUCUUUGCUGAAUCCAAUCAUUGAUAGAAUGCUCUUAUUUAACACACUGGAAUGUUGCUGAAAAGACUGUCAACAACGCGUUGGAGUGCUCAAUCAUGUUUCUGUUAAAACAUUGAAAGAUGAGUUUGAUGAAUGUGUGGCUGCUAUUGAAGCUCUGUGUAAUCCUUUUCAAAAUUUAGAUACACGAGUUACAGCACAGGGUCUUCUAUAUGCUGUCUGCGAUUUCCCGUUUAUCUGCUACCUUUACCUUUGGGAAGAUCUACUCGAGGAGGUUAAUCCUACACAGCAGUAUAUGCAGAUCAUAGGCUUUAAUCUUGAUAAAGUAGUGAUAAAGGCUUUAAGAUUAUGUUGAAUGAAAAUCACUGUCCCUUUGUGGAACACGCUAUUGAAAAGGAACUUUUAAAAACAGACCAAUAUGGAUUUCAAUAGAUAGAAGAUUAAGGUUUAAAAGAAGGCAGGAGAACAGUUAUAGAUACUGGACUCUCUCUGUGUGAAGAAACAGUAGGGAGAUGUUUGGUUGUAUUAAUCACUUUCAUUCUGAACUUCAGAUCAGAUCAUGAGCGAUCAAGAAAUAGCAGAUAUUUUAUUUGUUGCUCAACCUAAGACUCUACUAGAGUCAGUAAGGCAAGAAGAGUUAGUGGUGUCCGCUCCAAAAUUAACCUCUUUCCAUGAUUAGUUAUUAGAAGGUGAAAUUUUAAAAGAAAUUUAAGGCUUAGGAGACAUCUAAAUGCAGCUGAUAUUAACAAAAGUCAUGGACUAGUUAGUAUUUGAUAUUUUGAAAUUCAUAGCUGAGUCGGACUUGAUAGAAUCUCUUCCAAUACUCUAGCUAAUCCUUUAAUUUUUCUUACGAUAUGAGUUUGUGUGGCUUCAAGUGAGCGGAGGUUUUCAAACCAAAGGCUUAUCAAGAAAUAUUUAUGAUCCAACAUGGGGCAGUUUAGGCUUUCUGAUGUGGCUCUGCUAUCAAUUGAAAGUGAUACAGUGAAGGGCAUUUAUUUGCAUCAAGUUAUCGACUGGUCUGCAGCUUUGAAGACUAGGAAAGGAAAAUUUUUAUUAAAGUAAAUUUUAUGUAAAAAUAACUAUAACUUAAAUUUGUCACAGUUUUUAAAUUUAUUGACCUCAAUACCUUGAAUUUAUGAGUUUUUGUUUUUGUCAUUGUCAUGCUGUAGACUUUUUUAACAAGAAGAAAUCCAUCGUGGAAGUUUGGGGAGGGGGGAAUGACACAAUGAUUUUACCGCAACGGGUAACACCAAACGUAGCUACGCCACUGACGUAAAUAAAAAAAAUAAAUUAUGGCAUCAAUUAAACCGUUUGAUUCCAACGAAAUGAGAUGUGGGGUGGAAUAAGAUGUUUAAAACUCAUUUCAGUAACAAUUAAAAAAUGCAAUUAUUUCUGAAAAUCUUUUUCUUUUUUUUUUUGUUGUUGUUUAUAUUUAAUUGGGGAUCAAUUUCAGAAAAUGAUUUUUUUUUCUUUAAAGGAAAUAUACUGUGGUACCGUUUAAAAAGCUUUCAAUUGAAGAGCUUUAUCGAGAACAACACGGUGUUUGACUACACUGAGCCAGGGGAAGAGAAACAGAAAUACGAAAUUUCAACGAGGGAAAUAAUGAAACCGGUCGACAAAGUACAAAUACACGCUAUAUUCAAAAAAGAUAAAGAAGAACCUAUUCUAACAUUGUGUGAAGUGGAG